ACCUCACAAAUUGAAAAUCACCUCGUAUGCAAUCCUGCUUUCUACCUCUUUACCUUUAUCAAACAAACUCUACAUACCUCCUCUACCUCUACCUCUACCCAACCUUUAACCGCGUAUCUUCACUUAACCUUCUUCCAUAAAUUCAAACAAACUCUUUAUUUCGUACUUCACAUUUGAAGCUGCCAAUAUCUUUGUUAUUGAGGACAGUUUCUGCCUUGUGUCUGUUUACAAGACUAAAGAGCAGCUGUUGUCGAUCGCUGGAAAAAGUUAUCGGUUAUCUUCUUUUCAUCUUCUUUCUUGAACAAUUCCUUUCCUUACAUACUCAAAAGUUUCUUCUCGAUUUUGAUUGAUUCAAUUUAAUUUUCAUUCAAGAUAUUUCGCUUUGAGUGCGACUUAUCUUUGGCAAAAUGUCUGGAUAUCCGACAGGUUCUGGUGGUAAUGAUGGCCGUGGUUUGGAUUCCCUCUUUGCUCAGCUUCGACAACAGCAAAAUCAAGCUGCUGCUCCUGUUCAUUUAGAGCCAAGUUAUAAUUAUUACAACAAUAACAAUAACAACAACGGCUUCUUUGGUCAAAAUCAACAAUUGCCUUCCCAUUAUCAGCAACCCUCCGCUUCUUCGCCACUUCCUACCCCUCCUCUACAUGCUCAACAACAUCAUCAUAAUUCUGCCGUCAUGAGUCCUGUCGAUACUCCACACGCAGAACCUCCUCGCCUUGCCAAUCCAGUUGGUACCGCAUCCGGCGAUAACCGUACUUCAAGUUUACUCAAUUUGCUGAAGUUCAGUCAACCUUCUGCUAGUAAGCCAAGUAGCCAAGCAGCACCGAUCGGCACACCACUCCCUCCAUCCCGCGAUUCGUCCAUGAACUUUGGUGGAAACUCUGAUGUUCUUGGUCAAGUCAGCGCUGGUAAUCGUGGUGGUCAGGAUCUUCUUGCUGCACUCAUGGGAGGAGCACAACAAAAGCCAGCUUCGACGCCGCAAAUGACUCAAGCAAGCCCGCAAUUCGCGAGUGAUUCUCAACCGCAGUCGGGCUCCAGCUUUGCAGCUGCCACUUCUCCACCUGCCGAUACACAGGCUUAUCUUCUUCGUCUUCUAAAUCAGCCAAAGCCACCUCAAACUGGUGAUGAAUCACCGCAUUUGAAUACUGAGAAGGUAUUGACGCCACCAAGUAAAGCUAGUUCUUUGGAUGAGGUUGGUGAUUUGGCACAAAAUUUAGAGGAUACCAAGAUUGAUAUGGAUAUGAGUAUGAUGGGUUCUGCAGCCUUUGAGGGCAAGAUCGAAAGGUCCCUUGGCAAGGAAAAUACACGAGAUGUUACUCCUCAGCCGAGAAACAAUCAAGGCUUGUUUACAUAUGUCAAUCCUUUCGAGGAAUUGGCAGCAUCUUCUCCACGCAAUCGUACGCCAAAGGCAACCACAGCUCGUCCGUCAAAUGCAAAUGCCUCUGCACCUGCACCUGCGUUCCAGAUCUUGAAACGACGAGAUUCGACUGAUAACAAGCGCAAGAUGGAUGAGAGAAGCAACGUCGAUAGCCCUGCUCAGGCAUUUUCUAAGCGUAAGCUUGGAUCUCCUGCUGUAUCUUCUGGACCUCCCACACCACUUCCUGAUGGACGUACUCAACUAGAGGCUUUAAUUGGCAUCGGUGCUCCAAGUCCAGCCGCCAAUGGCAAAGGCAAGGAGACUGUUAGUCAUGCACUUGAAGAAGUUGGUGAGACUGUUGAUCAAGAGGUUGAAGAAGCUUUAGCUCGUGCUGAGCAAGAUGCAACUAAUGCCGAAAUUGAGAAGGACUUACGCGACAUGCUCGCUGCCAAAACAGAAUCACAGUUCGAGGAUCGUGCACAGGUCGCCGCUACGGCUAUCAAGAAGGUGCUUGACAAGGACGAAACCGCCCUAGAUGAUUUGCCCACUCUAGUUGCUGAUGAAGUCAGAGAAAUUAUUGAUGAAGCUGCACAGGGUCACCACAUUGCCGAUAGCUGGGAAAGUGCAGAUGCUGAGGAUGCUCCGCCCACGAACGACGAAACCGUCAUUAAGGUGUUCAAUUUCCCUAUGAAACCAUGGACUUCUAUCACUAUCAAAAAUAGCGAAGAAGGUCGUCCUAUUUUCCGUGACGAAGUCAUCGUAGAUAUUGCUCGUCUCAAGAAAGAAUUCGACCAAAUCGAUCGUACUCUAGUCACUGCAUCUUCAAACUUUAUCGUUUAUGGCAUGUCAAAGAAUGGAGGCAUUCGUAUCAUCAGACAGACUGACGGCAAGGAUUCUCGCCUUUUCACCGAGACACAUGAUCGUAUCUUUAAUGUGUCGACAUCUAGUGCUCUGGCGGAUCUCAAAGAUACCAUCAUUGGAACAGGUAUUAGUGGCACUGUAUACUGGGCUGUUGUCAAGGACGGAGAAGGAGAUUUCAUUGAGGAAAACCAUCCUGAAAUGCAUGGUUUUGCUCUUCCUCCAAUUCAAACUCCAGACAAUGAGUCAGCAGGCGGUGUUCUUAAGACCAGAGCUAGAAAGAGCUCCAAUCACCCCGAAUUCUUUGCUGUAGGACGCGGAAAAUCUAUCCAAAUCAUCUAUCCAUCUGUUAUCAUGAGGAACUCUUUCCUGAAAAAUGGAAAAGAGCGCAUUGUUGAUACAGAUCGCUACCUCGCCCACAGAUCUCUCAAGGUCAACACCGGCAAGGCAGGCAAAGACUUCACAUUCAGUGAGGACGAUACAACUAUCGUUUCACUUGACAAGGCUGGACGAGUCAAAUUCUGGGAUGUUCGUCCUCUUACACAGAUUCCGGAGGAUGAGCUUCAUCAAAAGGCACCUCCCGUUGAGAUCAAAGAGCCACUUACUACUCUUAUCACAACUCCUGCAACUGAAAAAUCAUGGCCUACUUCGGUCUUGUUUGUUGAUAAACUUCGCCCUUAUCAAAAAGGUGGUCCACUGCGAUACAUGAUUGUUGGUAUGAAGCAAAACCAUACUUUACAAUUGUGGGAUCUUGCUUUGGGAAAACCUGUUCAGGAAAUUCACUUGCCUCAUAGCAAAGAAUCGGACGCUGUUUGUAGUGUACUAUAUCACCCUGCAACUGGGGUUAUUGUGGUCGGACACCCUACACGAAAUUCGAUCUAUUUCCUCCACCUCUCUGCACCCAAAUACAACCUUCCACGCACUGUCACCCAAGCAGAAUAUGUCGAGAGACUUGCCAACAACGACUCCAGUGUUUCCAAACCAGAAUCUACUGCUGUUGUUAGUGGCAUGAGAGAAUAUUCAUUCGCUAGCAAGGGCAAUCUUCGAAGCUUGGACAUUUUGCAAAAUCCUGCUGCCCCAUCUACUCGUGGAGAACCAAUCACUCUGUUUGAGUUAUAUGCUAUGCAUUCGAAGGGUGUUACUUGCCUUAACAUCAAGCAAGCUGAUCUAGGCUGGGACGCCAAUAAUAAGUGCAUCUCUGCAGUAGUGGCUGAUAGAGUUGGUGCUGUCACUAUUGAUACGUUGAAGGAAAUCAGCACUGCACCACCUGCGACGCCGUCGGAAUCAGGUGAACCAGCACCUGAGCCUUCGCUUGCACCGGCUCCUACUCCUACACGCAUUAUCCAACGCCCAGCUGCCAAGGAGAAUACCCCCAAGGAGACGAAGAAGACUGCGCAGCCAGAGACGUUUUCAAUGCCCAAAGCUGAAGAGAAGGCUGAGAAGAAGGAAGUUCCGGCCGCACUUUCCAAUGGUGGUUUAGCCGGCGCUAGUGGAACUGAAAAUAAGGCUGAGAAAAAGAAGCGACGAAAGGCCAACUCAUCUUCCGAAUUUGCAGUAAAUUCUUCUCAACCUAAAAACGUCGCAACGGAAAACAUUUCAGCACCAAGGAACGGCAGUGCUUCUCGCGCCAAUAUGAAUACCAUUCCAGAUGUCGGUAGCUCUUCAAGCUUUUCAACAACUGGCUUGACGGAAGAAGUUCUUAAGGAUCUUGAAGGUCGAGUUUCUGGGGAAGUCAAAAAAUUGCUCAACGAUUCUUUCAACAAUUUGGAUCAAAGAAUUAAGGAUGACAGACGUACUCAAAAUGCUGUCAAUGAUGCGAAACAAGAUGCUGUCCUUCGUCUCGUAUCUAGCACUCUUACUGGUAACUUGGAAGAGUCAUUGAAACGUAUCGUCAAUGGGGCUUUAGAAAACUCUAUUGUUCCCGCCAUCGAAAAUAUCACCUUCAAGACCAUCGAUCAACGAGUUUCUCCAGCGCUUGCCCAUCACUUAAACCAAAGCUUACCAAAAGAACUGGGAAAGAUUCUUCCAGAUGCCGUCAACAAGGUUAUGCAGCAACCUCAGCUUUUGAAGUUGAUGUCAGAAACCUUGGCAAAGAGUGUUUCAUUCCCCUUUGAAGAACAAUUCGCUACUCUUUUGAACAACAGCAUCACUCCUGCUUUUACUCAGUUGGCUGUCAAUGCCUCUCAACGAGUCGCAGCUGAUGUUCAUCGCCAAGCUCAAGAACAGAUCGGUAACAUUGAACGUCAACGCCAUGCCGACAGCCUUAAGAUCGAACAAUUGACACAACUUGUCACUGGAUUGACGGAGACUAUUUCAUCCAUGGCCGCUGCCCAAUCGGAGUUUCAAGCUCAAUUCUUGCGUGUCCAGCAGAGAGAUAGACAAGCAUCGUCUUCUCACCGUGCCAGCCCUGGUUUAGGUCAUAACUCCAGCAGACCAUCUGUCUCUUCUGGACUUGCAGCUCCUGUUGUUGAGGAGAAGUCGCCACAAGAAGUAGAGUAUGAGGAGAUGUUCAAGCAUAUUCAAGGCCCUAUGCAAGAGGGUAGAUACGAAGAUGCUGUUGUCCGUUGGUUGCAAACUGGUAGAGAGCAAGAGUUCUUUGCAAGAUACUUCUGCAGGUUCUCUCCAAAGUUCAUCACUGAACUUAGCCCACUUUUGCUCCUCAGCCUUGGUGCUAUCAUCACCAUUGAGUUAACUGAUGAUCUUAUGAAUCAACGUCUUGCCUGGACUGAAACCAUCUUGAACUCCUUCCAGAUCAAGAUGGUCAGUGGAUAUCUUGUAAGUUUCGUGUACUUCGAUUAUAUUUAUUGUAUACUAAUAUUAUUUGCAGGAGGAUCAGGUCGCAGAUCUCGUUCCUAAGAUUAUGAAUAUCUAUAUUCAACGCCUCGAGCAUCUCUUCAUGCGUAUCACCAAUGUCGCUCCUUCCGAUCCUCUCCUCAAGCAACUUUCUAACAUGGUUGCGACUGCCAAUCGCAUUCUUGAGCUCUAUCGUGAGCGACCAACUCCUCGCCAUAUGGCCGGCUUUUCUCAAUGAGCGCGUUCGCGGUAUCACGAAUAAUAAUAUUAUACACACUCCGGAUAUCUUUUAGUUUGGCCACUUGCAAAGAUCUCACUUCAGUGGCUACACCGACUUUCCUCCUUAAGCAAUUUCUAGUUUUCUAGUAUGCUUAUUACUAUGCCAAAUAUCGAACACUAUACAGCCUUUUCGUCAUUGAGCAUUGGCUCUUGAGAUACUGGAAUGUUCUCAGCCUUGCUAUCAAUUUCUCAAUCUGCGAAUCCUCCGGCUUAUGUUCAAAGACCAUUUUUCGAAACAUUCCCCUUUUUACUUUCUUUAAAUUAUUUUGUCAAAAUUAGCGGAAAAAAAUUGCGCUUCUGCAUAUGUCUUUUACUACCUACAUUUUCUGGCGCAUGAGCGACAUACAAAAACACUAUCCGGUUUUAAAAAUAUCAUCCUUUCGUCGGUGGGGAGCUAUGGGUUGGCUUUGGUCGCUGGAUAUGAUUCUCUAAUGGCUUUUCUGAUUUUAAAAUAUGAUACCAUUUGGAGAUCUAACCGGACUCUUCUGUCCUUCAUGAAUAAUAUCGAAUGUGAAUGUGCAUGGGGGAGGAAGAUCGACGAUAGUUAUGGAAUGGAUGGAUAAAUUUUCAUGCAACCCUGGCUUACCUAGGCCUGAUUUGGCUUGGUCUUUGAUUAAUUUGAAGAUAUUGCGAGAUAUACCCUUAACGGCCUUGAAUGGAAUGAUUGUGGUGGAGCAUUCAUUUGUGUGUACUCUAGACUCGGAGAGCUUCUUUGAAGGCUUCGACAAAAGACAUGAUCAUUAGGCUAGCGAAUAGUAUUCAUUUGC
This is a messenger RNA of Sclerotinia trifoliorum, 6049 nucleotides long. Lineage: Eukaryota; Fungi; Ascomycota; Leotiomycetes; Helotiales; Sclerotiniaceae. The record is from the annotation of a GenBank genome assembly.